Nasonia vitripennis (jewel wasp) is the source of this 844-nucleotide messenger RNA. RefSeq lists its product as uncharacterized. The coding region runs from base 443 to 706 and encodes 87 amino acids. NCBI's taxonomy places the organism in Eukaryota, Metazoa, Arthropoda, Insecta, Hymenoptera, Pteromalidae. The record is from RefSeq and is a predicted model, not a curated record. The transcript is spliced from 3 exons.
GUCUCUUCCGUUCUCCUGCAAUAUCACACGCGCCGCGGCGUAUAUCAGCCCCAUGAGCUGCUCCGCGGCGCGCAACUCGUCCGCGCGAUCGGCGAGCGCUUUCGCGCGAUCGCGCGCUAGUGCUACGCAGACAGCAAGGCCGCGAGCAGCAGCGGCUCAAUUAAAAACCCGCGCUCCGGACACGCGUAUACGCACAGACACAUACACAUCCAUAAGAACGCUGUAUACAGAAAGAGAAAGAGAUCGAGCGGACGAGCGAGCGCAACCGAGUAUUAUAACGAGCGCUUUCACUUUUGCGGACCUGCAGCUAUAUACAUACACACACGCACACGCGUUUGGGUCGGAGCCACCGAAUCACCAACUACCGCUGCAUCGAAUUCCACGGGUGUGAUCUAUCGAGCGGUUCGUUUGCUUUUUGCCAGGACAGCGACGAGACAGGAUCAUGCUCGUAACGGUUUUGAUAUUAUUGUGCCUGUCGGCACAAAUGAUGGCGUACGAUCCAGAGGAUAAAUCGCUGAAAGAUAUUCUAUUACCAAAAGGUCACUUUGAAGCAUUUUACUUGAAGGGCGAUGAAGACAAUGCCGCGAGACCACCGCAUCUUCACGGAUCCUUCCAUAAACACAAAAAUCCUGCCUUGAUCAACGCUCCGAAUAGUGCAGCUUAUGGUUUUAGAUUUGACGGAAAACGCAGAUUUAACUUUGAUUAACCGAUAUCAUGUAUUAAAUGAUUCGAUUAUGCUAUCGAUUUUCUUAUCUGCAAAUUGUUUAUAAAAAUAAAUAAAUCAUCUACUUACUAAAUCAAAUUGAAGAUACCACAAUCACUAAACUGAGUUUUGCAAUGAAAA